ACUACCAGUCUUUCGCUUCUCUCGUGCUCUGAUGCAGUUGCAAUUUUUCGUAGAAAGGAAAAAGCGAUUAACCGAACGAGUUUAUCACAGUUAUAAUCUGGAAGGAGUAGCGAAAAACAAAGCUGGAGCCUGUACAGGAUUCCCAGUCCCUGAAGGCUCCUGUCAGCAACAACCUCCAGAUCCGGUAUCGAUCUCCAUCGUCCGCCGAACUCUCCCUCAUCGACGGCCAUUCCCCACCGUCCGAUCAUCAGCAGGAUAAGAUGAAGCGGUCUCGGCAGGAACCUUUCACCGACAAGAUCUACCGCUUCAGGGGCAUAAUUCUUGUAAUCUCCAUCCCUCUCCUUCUCAUCUCCUUCGUCCUCUUCCUCAUGCCGCGUGUUCCCGACGGCGGCGAUGCCGUUCUCUCUGCCGACGGUGAUCUGAUUGGACACCGCAAGGCCGUGCCGGACAGAAGGGCGUCGCAUGGUUCCAAGAGCUACGCUGUCAUCUUCGAUGCCGGAAGCUCUGGGAGUCGGGUCCAUGUCUACUGCUUCGACGAGAACUUGGAUCUCCUUCCGAUCGGUAAAGAGCUUGAGCUCUUCAAGCAGGUAAAAAAAAGUUUGAGUUCAUUUGCGAGUGACCCCCAAGAAGCUGCAAAUUCGCUCAGUUCUCUUUUGGGGGAAGCUGAAAAUGUGGUUCCACCAGCAUUGCGUCAUCAAACGCCAGUUAAAGUUGGGGCGACUGCAGGGUUGAGGCAGUUGGAAGGCAACACAGCUGAUAGGAUUUUGCAAGCGGUCAGGGAUUUUCUUGACGAAAAGAGCUCUUUCAAAUUCAAAUCAGACUGGGUCACUGUUCUGGAUGGAACUCAGGAAGGUGCCUUUCAGUGGGUUACUAUAAACUAUCUGUUGGGGAAAUUGGGAAAAAAAUACUCAAAUACAGUUGGGGUAGUUGAUCUUGGAGGUGGGUCAGUCCAAAUGGCGUAUGCUAUCUCAGAAAAGGAUGCUGCAAAGGCCCCAAAAACAGCAGAUGGGGAGGAUUCAUAUGUGAAGGAACUCUUUCUUAAGGGAACAAGAUAUUACCUAUAUGUUCACAGUUACUUGCACUAUGGUUUACUAGCAGCUCGAGCUGAGAUUUUGAAGGAAGGGGAGGGCCAUGGUAAUCCAUGCAUUUUGAGCGGUUAUCAUGAGGCGUACAAUUAUGGUGGAUCCAAAUAUGAUGCUUCGGCUAUGGAUUCAGGCGCCGACUUCAUCAAGUGCAGGAGGGCUGCUGUUAAGGCUCUCAAAGUUAACGACUCAACAUGCACACACAUGAAGUGCACAUUCGGGGGUGUAUGGAAUGGCGGUGGUGGGGACGGACAGAAAAGUCUAUUUGUUGCUUCCUUUUUCUUUGACAGGGCUGCUGAGGCUGGUUUUAUAGAUCCCAAGGAGCCUGUUGCCAAAGUUAAGCCGUCGGACUUUAAGGAUGCAGCAAAACGUGCUUGUGAAUCAAGUCUCAAGGAUGCCAAGGGUACAUAUCCAAAUGUUGAGCCAGGAAACUUGCCAUACAUAUGCAUGGACCUUGUGUAUCAGUACACAUUGCUCAUUGAUGGGUUUGGCUUGGAUCCAUGGCAGGAGAUCACGUUGGUGAAGAAAUUGAAGUACGGAAAUUCCCUGGUCGAAGCGGCAUGGCCUUUAGGCAGUGCAAUUGAGGUCGCUUCAUCAUUAUAGCACAAUCCAUGGAAUUAAGCAUCUAUGCCCAUAGGGCAAUUUUGUUGCAUUUACGUGGCGUUAGUAAUGAUGGUCCUGGGCAUGACUUUUUCCUUGCUGAAUAAUGCCCAGAAGGCUUGAAGCACUCCUUUCCAUCUGCAAUUCAAAAAUCAGAUUGAACUUCGCCUUGAAGAGACUGCAUCAUCGUGUGAGCGCAGGUCUUUCUGUAACUUUGUGAUGCAGAAAAUAUAGGGAGUUGAUUGAUCUGCGUAAAAGUUAUGUGAUCGGGCUACUUUCUAUGAGAGGCAGCUGCUCAAAGAGACUGAGAUUGAUUACCCAUUGUCAUUUUUAUCCUCUAAUGUGUGAACAUGAUUUCUCACAACAUCAUUUCCAGAUGAAUCUUACACAGUUCGAAAUAUUCUUUCUGAAAUUGUGAUAGCAUUAAAGGACCUUCUUCCUUUUUUUAUUGAACUUGGCCUUGAAGAGAGACUGUAUCGUUGCGUUGGAUUUUUGUUAUGCAGACAAUGUAGGGAGCCGAUCUAUCUUCGUAAAAAUUGUGAUUGUGCUAUUUUCUAUGAGAGGCGGCUGCUCGAAGAGAAUCAGAUUGAUUACCAAUUGUCAUUUUUUUUAAAAGACAGAAAACAGAUUCUUAUUAAUUCAAUUCUCAAUGUUAUCAUCCAA
Magnolia sinica is the source of this 2345-nucleotide messenger RNA. Its product is annotated as probable apyrase 1. Gene Ontology annotation, cellular component: membrane. Gene Ontology annotation, molecular function: nucleoside diphosphate phosphatase activity. Gene Ontology annotation, biological process: nucleoside diphosphate catabolic process. The transcript has 9 exons. The coding region runs from base 261 to 1685 and encodes 474 amino acids. NCBI's taxonomy places the organism in Eukaryota, Viridiplantae, Streptophyta, Magnoliopsida, Magnoliales, Magnoliaceae. The record is from RefSeq and is a predicted model, not a curated record.